Funneliformis caledonium is the source of this 1592-nucleotide messenger RNA. NCBI's taxonomy places the organism in Eukaryota, Fungi, Glomeromycota, Glomeromycetes, Glomerales, Glomeraceae. The record is from the annotation of a GenBank genome assembly.
AUGACGUUCACUUCGGAAAAGACGCAUUCUUACUUCACCUCAGUUAAAGCUGGUUUCUGGAGUUUAAAACACUAUGUCGACUGGAUUAUAAAGAAUGAAAGUGAAUUACCGUUAUGGGAAACGUGUUUGGCUGACUUUUACGGCUCGUUGGAUUUUAUAGUUUACCAUAGAUCGUUAUCGCGACUCGAUCGUGUUGUUGCUGAAAAAAUCCUUAAAGCUAAAGAGCUUCCCGAAACCAAGGAACUUAUGGAAGACCUUCGAAUACCAUACGAACAGGUAUACAACGGAAAAUAUGGAAAAUCUAUUUAUAAGACUGUAGUGCAUGUGCAAAAGGAAGAGAGUAUAUUUGCUUCAGCGAGCAAAAAAACGCGAACGAAAAAGGAGAAGGAUAUUACGUCUCGUGCAACAAUUACUACUGAAUCCUCAAAUGUCAAAGAAAAGGGAGAACCUUCAUUCCGUAGAUCGCCUCGACCGAUGAAACGUGUUGAUUAUUCUGAAAUGGGUGACUCGGACGAAGGAAAGAAAUCUGAAAAAAUAAGGAGACUGAAUAGUACCGCUCAUUCGCAAUCGACGGAAUCUCCACAACCUGUACCCAAAACCCCACCACAAGCUCCACGCGAUUUAACUCCGUUGGAAAUAACACAUAAUAAGAGACCGUUAAAUAAAGAGGAAAUUCAACAAUACUCUGAAGACAUAUCCGUGAUAUGCGCGUUUGAUAAGUCGGUUGCUGAGUUGACUUUAGAAAUCGGCGCGGAGCUUACAAACAAACUUUCUUCUGUACGCGACACUAACCCUGAAAUAUGGACGCCCGAAUUAGAAAAAUACAUUGACAAUGUCCUAAAAAAAUCCGGAAAACAAUUUAAAAAUGCUACAUUAGUUGAUGUUCCGGACGACCUUUUCCGAUUGUACUGUGAGAAAGUCCUCCUUGAUUUCUACAAUCUAGUUGAUAUUAACCCCACGAUGGACAAAAAGAUAGGCGAACGUAAAUACAUAACUUACCAAAUCUCGUCAAUUUAUAAAUUUUAUGAGAAAACAUUCUUUAACCUCGAUUUUGACUGGAUCGAGUCUCACGCCCGCUCUGCAAGAAUUACGAAAUCCGAGACAAAUUCAGGAAUUGUCAAGGUAGAUUCCAUAGCGACCAGACAUUACGAUGGAUUAAGUAUAUGGCACAUGGAGGUAGCGGGCGGACCAUGUAACGCAACAGACACACACGCCUUGGGCGAUACAAAAAAAACACUCCGCAUGGAUGUGUUAAAUUUGAUUGCAAUAUUGAGAAACCAUUUUGAUUGCAGUGUGGAAUUCGCUACAAAAAUAAAAGUUUUUUGUACCCAGGUUAUUGGCACUCGGAUGACUCUGUAUGCACUUAGUAUGCUCCCAGAUGGAAGGUUUAUCUCUUCGGAACUUGCUACCGCAACAGUCCCUUUUAGCUUCUAUGGCCGGAAUCAGUUCAAAGCUAUUUUCAGGAUGAUGGCCAUUUUUCAUAAUGAAAUAACGAAACAAGAAGAACUUAUGGGCGAGAUUGAUAGAGUUGUACUUCGAUCCAAAGGAACAACAGUUCGGCACGUAUUGAAAAUCCCUGAGGAAUUAUUCGA